Giardia duodenalis is the source of this 408-nucleotide messenger RNA. RefSeq lists its product as uncharacterized. NCBI's taxonomy places the organism in Eukaryota, Fornicata, Diplomonadida, Hexamitidae. The transcript has a single exon. Bases 1 to 408 code for a protein of 135 amino acids. The record is from RefSeq and is a predicted model, not a curated record.
AUGUUAGUAUUACAAAAGAUGAACUACAAUCCGGGCAACUGGCUUCGAUCUCCUCUGCUCGCUGAGGCCAUGUACUAUGCUUCCUGCAACCGCGAGGUACUAGCUCCAGAGAGCAAGGCCCAUCAGUACAUUCAGAGUCGCCACAUACUAACUUUCCAGAGACCUCGAAGACAGUCUCAAAGAAGCGUGUGUGCAGUUUCCUGUGUCCCAAACCCCCCUCAGCUAGGAGCUCCUAUGGUAGCCGACGAGGCCUGGAGGCCCAACCUGAGCUUCUUUGCCUCUUCACUUCCACGCUUUUUGGGAAACGUGCGCCGAAUUCCAGGUGCACUAGACUCUAUAUUGUUCUCUCCCAUCCAGAGGGUUGAUCUGCCCCUAAGCGCACCAACAAAAGUAAAGCUGUGCAGAUGA